GUUGUGUGUUCCCUUGUGGCACCUCGUUCCAGCUGUCUUGAGGGUUUACUGUACUAACAAGUUCCUGCAUGUUCUGCUGCUUGAGUGGGCAAAGAGUAGUCUGCUGCAUGAGAUGUUGAUGCUGAGUCUACAUUUUAUCCUCUACUGCCCUCUACUGGUUUUGGUGGACUUCAGGCCUCAGUGGAAACCGACAACAGUGGGCCACAGGAACCUUUUAGUUCCUUGAGGAAUAGUUCCUGGAACUAACAGCUCCUGGUACUUGUGAGAAAAACCUCUUUUGAUUUCCAAUGUGGAGCCUAAUGAAGUUUAAAAAUUUUCAAACAUGGAUCAUUUCGGCACACUUGAAGUGCAGCAGUAGGACUGUGAGAGUGUGCAGAGAGAACAUUCUGUUUGUAACUGGGCAUUAGAAUAAAACUCUGAGGGCCACUCAGCAUGUGCAGAGGUUAUGGUGAGGUCUGUGCCAACCGGGGCAAUGUCACCCUAUGCCUCUUUCCUCUGCAAACACACACACAUGAACAGGAAGAGGAAGUCCAGCAUGUGGUUUUAAAUCUGCCUAACUGUGGGUGGGUUAGUUCUUCACAGAGUAGAUGUUUUUCACAGAGAGGUGAAGAACUGUGACAGAGAGGUGUCAAAGUGUGUGCUGAGGGGUGAGCGCUGAGGGGUUUCACCCCCUUUAAUCAUGAACAUGAGACACAUUUGAAGUCAGAGCACCAGCCUGGAGGAUGGAGACGAUCUGAUCUCUAACUUCAGUUUGUUUGAUAAUGACUGUUCUGACUUCUCCUUGCUGCUCUUUUCGUUCUUUAAAGAUAGCCGUCCUCCUCUGCCAACGAGGAGCUGGGCGUGUGACUAAAGAUGAGUCAAAAACAGGUCAGGGGCAGGAUUUCCUUUUUAUUUAUAGGAUGUGUUGAGGAGGGGGAAGAUUUACGGGCAGAGGACGGAUGGGUGUCAUGCCACAUAGGAAGAGCAUAUCCUCCUUCUUUGGCUGUCCAUUUAAGCUGCAAGAUCCCCAGUCUCUGCCUCUCCUUGGCAUCGCCACCACUGCCAUGCACCAGUGCUGAAUUUACAUUUCCAGCCCCACCACCUCCUCAGCAUCCACCUGCAGGUUGUGAUUAUUGAUGAGCCUAGACACCAAACACAAACAUCCUCCUGCUGCUACAACGAACAGCUCAGAGCAUUGAAAUAAACGACACUCCUGUGAUCUGCCCUUUUGACCUGGAGCACACCCAGCAGCCAUGACACCAUCUAGAUCUCAAGCCUUCCUCGUCCUCCUCCUCCUCUCCCUCCUCAGCUCAUCUCUGCUUUAUUUCAGUGUCUUGGAGCAGACUCCCUCUCUGCUCGGAUAUCACCAACAUGUUCCUCAGAGGAACAUCAGCAUCCUGCUGUGGCACUGGCCGUUCGGACGCUCCUUCAGGCUCCGUGGAGACAAAUGUCAGACAAAGUACAACAUCAGUGGCUGUUUGCUCUCUGAUAACACCUCCACCUUCUCGACCGCUGACGUGGUCGUCUUCCAUCACCACGAGCUGAGCAAUGGUCGCUCCCUUCUGCCUCUGCACCAUGAUCGACCUGCCUCCCAGCGCUGGGUGUGGCUGUCCCUGGAGCCUCCUGUCAACACUUUGAACCUCUCACAGCUUAAAGGCCUCUUCAACUGGACCAUGAGCUACAGGCGAGAUGCAGACAUACCUGUCCCUUAUGGACAGACCCUGUUAGGAGGCGAUGGACAUGUCCUGAAAGCUGCUCCAAACCGCUCCUGCCUGCUGAGCUGGGUGGUGAGCAGAUACUGGCCUCAGCAGGCUCGGGCUGCUGUUUACCAGAGUCUAAAAAAGUCUGUCCCCAUACAGGUAUACGGCAGGUGGAACAGGAGACCCCUGUCAGACCGGAAGCUGCUGCCCACCAUCUCUAAGUGUUUUUUUUACCUUUCUUUUGAGAACUCUGAAGCCACAGACUACAUCAGCGAGAAGCUCUGGAGGAACGCUUUCCAAGCAGGAGUCGUACCGGUGGUCCUCGGCCCCAGCAGGGCCACCUACGAGGCCCUGGCCCCCCCUAGGUCCUUCAUCCAUGUGUCGGAUUUCAGGAGCACAGCAGAGCUGGCUGCCUAUCUGAAGCGUGUGGCUGCAGACAGGCGGGCGUAUGAGGAGUACUUUCAGUGGCACCGCACCCACAGAAUAAAAACCUACACUGACUGGAUAGAAAGGCUGUGCCAGAUCUGUGUUCAAUACCCCAGUUUACCCCCCAACAGGGUCUAUGAGGACCUGGAGGACUGGUUUCACAGCUGAAGGCCAUCUACAACAAAAAAUAAGCUGACAGAUGAGUUAACAACAGCUGAAAGAGAGCUAUAAACAAGAUAUUUACUGAAAACAAAAGGUCCAGAUAGACAAGAACCAACAUUCAGGGUGACCUUCUUGAGACGGCACAUCGAUUCUUCUGAUGGUAUUUUAUAGAAACCAAAAAAUUAGUUCAACUAUGGGUUGCUCUUAUUUAAAUCCUCAGAGUUGUAGCAGUGCAUGUUUUUUUUCCUCCAUAAAUCAUAUUUCUGAUGUCAGAGCACAAGUUCCUGCAGGCUCAUGUCAUAUCAAACUGCAGAUCCUCACUGGUCCUGCUUGCUCACUUAGAAAACAGCAACAGAUCAGCUCCUCACUACCUGGACUCCCCCCUCCAGGUCGACACUCCCUCCUGCCUGCGACACUCUGCCAGUGAGCGGCGCCUGGUACUUAGCCGGGCCAUAAGUUGGCAGCAGACUCUUCUCCUCUGGCGCCCCCCAGUGGUGGAAUGAUACACCCAACUUCAGCUGAUCUGCUGAGUCCCUUUGCUCCUUUAAAGCUAAAGACCCAGCUCUUUGUGAACACCUAGGAGCUUAAUAUUAUGGAUGAUAGUGAUGAUGAUGAUGAUGAUGAUGAUGAUGAUGAUGAUGAUGAUGAUGAUGAUGAUACAGGUCACAUUGAUGUUGUUGUUGUUUAUG
Messenger RNA from Notolabrus celidotus (New Zealand spotty), 2956 nucleotides. RefSeq names its product alpha-(1,3)-fucosyltransferase 7-like. The record is from RefSeq and is a predicted model, not a curated record. The coding region runs from base 1233 to 2273 and encodes 346 amino acids. Gene Ontology annotation, molecular function: alpha-(1->3)-fucosyltransferase activity. Gene Ontology annotation, cellular component: membrane. NCBI's taxonomy places the organism in Eukaryota, Metazoa, Chordata, Actinopteri, Labriformes, Labridae. The transcript has 5 exons.